Pediculus humanus corporis (human body louse) is the source of this 1410-nucleotide messenger RNA. RefSeq names its product nuclear protein, putative. Gene Ontology annotation, molecular function: ubiquitin protein ligase activity. The record is from RefSeq and is a predicted model, not a curated record. Gene Ontology annotation, biological process: negative regulation of gene expression via chromosomal CpG island methylation; protein ubiquitination. The coding region runs from base 1 to 1410 and encodes 469 amino acids. NCBI's taxonomy places the organism in Eukaryota, Metazoa, Arthropoda, Insecta, Psocodea, Pediculidae. The transcript has 8 exons.
AUGAAAGCAAAUAGAGAAUUAUCAAAGAUCAAGGUCGAACCUUUUUACAAGAUAGGUGAUAAAGUAGAAACGAUUAAGGAUGAUUCAGGUGCUUGGUUCAGUGCUGAUAUAAUUGAUAUAUCACCCAGUUCGAAAUGUGAUUGUCAAGAUGAUUGUACCUGUACUUACAAACUACUUUUUGAUGGGGAUGAGGGUGGAGAAGUGGAAAUUGUCGACAGAAAAUUAUGGCAAAUACGACAAGUGUCAUAUUCAUCGAUUGAUUGGGAUAAAUUAAAAGUCGGCAUGAAAGUUGUCAUCAAUUAUAAUAUAGAAAAACCUAAACAGUGGGGAUAUUGGUAUGAUUAUUUCAUUGAAAACUAUCAAAAAAGGAAUGACACGGUUUACUUAGAAGGAAUAUUAUUGGUCGGUUACGAUGGUAGUUCCAAGAAAAUACCUGUUAAAAUCGAUUCAGAUAAUGUUUCAGAUGUUUUAGAAAUUAGGCCGCAUGCAACAUUAAAAGAAAAAGAAGGGGAAGGUUAUGAAACGGGUGUCAAACCUGAAUAUUGUAAGAAAUGUAGAAACAAACCGAAAGUCAAUUGUAAAACAUGUUGCUGUUGUAAAUGCGGAAAUAAAAAAGAUUUCGAAUUGACUGUUCAAUGUGACGAAUGUGAUUGUUGGUAUCACAGUUAUUGUGUCGAUCCACCCCUGAAAACAUUACCAGAUGAUGAAGAUUGGUAUUGUCCAAAGUGUAAUAACGAAACACGCAGAGCUAAAUUGGAGUUAAAAAAUAAAAUUAAAAAACAAAAAAAAGAGGAAAAGGGUAAAAAACCACGUUUGGAUGUACAAACUUCGCCAUUGAAAAAUAAAUCAAAAGGAAAAAUAAAUAACAAAUCGGAAAAUAUAGAACGUCGUAAACAAUUCGAUGACGAAAAGGUAAUUAAAGAAAUACCAAAAAAUGGUAAAAUUUGGAACGAUGUAGAAAAACAUUUUUCAAAUUAUGAAAUAUUACGCGUGUUUGUCGAAGCCGUUAAAAAGAAAAAUCAAAAUGAUGAGGGGGAUGAUGAUGAUGAUGACGUCAUCAUCAAUUCGAAUUUUGAAGAAUUGAUAAAAAACGAUGAGGGAAAUGUUCAUUUGUGGGAAGAAGCCAAACAAAGUAUUGAAAACGGUUAUGAAGCCUUUGUGGAAACCGUUAAAAGAAUAUUUACUUGCCCCAUUUGUUGCGACGUUUUAAAUGAUCCAAUUACUUUGAGUUGCAAACAUAGUUUUUGCAUCGAUUGUUUUUUCAGAUCUUUGAGCGUUAACGUUUACAACUGUCCGAUUUGUAGAGUUCACGUUAUACACACUCAACAUUAUGGCGUUAAUGAAAACCUGAAAAAAGCAUUGGACGUUAUAUUAAAAAGAAAAACGAGUAAAAAAAUCGACGCGGUUUAA